Molecule: messenger RNA, 1208 nt
Organism: Caenorhabditis sp. 36 PRJEB53466
Lineage: Eukaryota; Metazoa; Nematoda; Chromadorea; Rhabditida; Rhabditidae
Source: the annotation of a GenBank genome assembly
AUGCCAACAGCGGCGACCAGUUCGUCCGAUGUGACGAAUCUGGGGCAUAGUCAGACGUUCAAGAGGAUCGCCACAAAAGUGAGUGUUUCUCUGCGUUUUGUAUGAAAAUCGUUUCAGUUUUCAGUAUUUUCUGUCAUGCACAGCAGCGCUGGUUGCCGAAACAGUCACCUAUCCACUGGAUAUCACGAAGACGAGGCUGCAGAUCGCAAAAAACAAAUUUACGCGAGGAGGUACCAUCAAAAACUUGAAAUUUUCCUAAAUUUUCCUUCAGGCAUGAUGCAAGUGACGUAUGAUAUCAUCCGGAGAGAAGGCGCAAUGGCGCUCUGGACAGGGGUUGCUCCGGCCAUUACAAGGCACUACAUCUACACGGGAAUCCGCAUGGGAGCCUACGAACAGAUUCGUCUGCUCACAUUUGACACAGAGGUUUCAUUUUUUGCUCUCAAAGUUUAAGAAACCGAUCAUCUUCCUUUUGCAGCACGAAAAGUCGUUCCCGCUGUGGAAAUCAAUGCUAUGUGGCGCUUUCUCCGGGCUCAUUGCCCAGUUCGCCGCGAGUCCGACCGAUUUGGUCAAAGUGCAAAUGCAAAUGGAAGGGCUCCGACGUCUUCAGAAGCAGCCGCUGCGGUAUAGCGGAGGAAUCGAUUGCUUCAGAUCGCUCUACAGGACACAAGGAUUCUUCGGCUUGUGGAUCGGUUGGAUGCCCAAUUGCCAACGUGCCGCACUUCUGAACAUGGCCGACAUUGCCACAUAUGACAAUGUAAAGCAUGGGCUCAUUGACAAUCUCGAAAUGAAGGUUGCAAAAUAGGAAAAUAUUAAAAUUCACACACUUUUUUUCAGGAUAAUUGGCUAACUCACGCGAUCGCCAGUUCGUGUGCCGGACUCGCCGCGGCCAUCGUUUCGCUACCGUCCGACGUCGUCAAAACACGCAUGAUGGAUCAGAUUCGACACGAACUCGACGCCAAAAUGUAAUUCUUAAGAAUCAAGUAUUGUGUUAUAAACACGUUCACAUUUACAGGAUGCGCAAAAAGAAUACACACGUGGUAAUGUACAACGGCGUCAUCGACUGCUACAUCAAGAUCAUACGGAACGAGGGAUUCUUCUCACUCUACAAGGGAUUCCUGCCCUCUUACAUCCGAAUGGCUCCCUGGUCGCUCACCUUCUGGGUCUCCUACGAGGAAAUUCGCAAAUGGACCGGCGCUUCUAGCUUCUAG